AUGUCCAAUCCCGCCGGACGUGUUCGCCGCCGCCCUCCAUCCAAUCCGGCACCGCCACGUGUCACCCUCGCCUCCUCUCUCUCCUCCCUGCCACCAGGCCCGCCGGGGCCUGAGGCCGGCCCGCACCCGGGCCGCCUCACCCGCGCGCCGCCGCCUCCCUCGCCGGCGCGCCCCUCACCAACCGUCGUCGCGUCCGCUCCCCGCUGCCUCGCGUCAACCGCCGUCGCCGCGCCGAGCUCCACCGGAUCACGUCGGAUCCGAGCUCCGACCCCCGGCCCCAUCCUCCUCACCAGAUCCGGCGUCCCCGACCCGCCGGCGAUCUCCUCGCCAACUCCGGCCUCCUCCACGCCCAACUCCAACGAGAUCCAGUCGUGCAUCGGGAAGCGCCCAUAUUAUUAUGAGGACUUGGAGGAUAUGAUGUUUGACAGAAUAUAUAAAUCCCUCAAUUCUAACUUUGCGGAUGGUAGCAUUAGGGAGGUUGCUGAACAAUUUUUUAUAAUGCAUGAAGAAUGCCUGGAAAACAACUUUUCAUCGAUUGAGAAAUUAAGGAAUACACGUCCUCAAGGAAAUCUUGUUUCCCAAAGUAGACAGAUGGUAACCGAGGAGGAUGAUGAUAGCUCGGACGAUGGUGAUGAGCCAUCAAUGGGGGAAGAUAAAGCAGCUAGAUCAGAUGAUAUGGCAGUAGAUCAGCCAAAACCUUACAAGCCUACCCCUGGUGCUGAUGGGUGGACUGUUGUGCCUCCUAGGCGUGGCCAAGGCAAGAAUUAA
Messenger RNA from Triticum urartu, 768 nucleotides. The record is from RefSeq and is a predicted model, not a curated record. NCBI's taxonomy places the organism in Eukaryota, Viridiplantae, Streptophyta, Magnoliopsida, Poales, Poaceae.